AUGUUAGCACCUACGAAGCAGGUAGCACCGAGCUCCGCCCCCAAAGACCUCACUGUGAUUGGACGAGAGGGGCGACCGCGCUCCAUACUCAUCAGCUGGCAACCGCCGACCGAGGCCAACGGGCGAAUCACAGGUUACAUCGUGUACUACACCCUGGAGAAGGCCACGCCCAUCGAUGACUGGACUAUGGAGCUGAUUCCUGGUGACCGACUGACUCACAUGGUCCUGGACCUGAACCCAGACUCUCUGUACCACUUCAGGAUCCAGGCCAAGAACAGCAAAGGCCUGGGACCACUGUCUGAGGCUGUAGGGUUCCGGACCGCCAGAGCAGAGAAUCCGGACAAGAUGCCCAACGACCAGGGCCGCGGCGGAGAGCACCCGUACUGGCACCCGGACAGCACCCACAUGGACCGCAGCAACAUCAACGCGCCCCCUGUGGGACAGAUGAAGCCGCAGAGGAGCUCUCAAAUGCUGCUCCUGGUGCUGGUGUCGGUGGGAGCCCUCAGUUUGGUGACGGUCGUCGUCGUGGUGAUGAUCUGCACCAGACGCAGCUCCGCCCACCAGAGGAAGAUGCGUGGCAGUGCUAAGCGAGUGGGCAGCCAGAAGGAGCUGCGUCCUCCAGACCUAUGGAUCCACCACGAGGAGAUGGAGAUGAAGACCAUGGACCAGCCUCGCGAUGUCGCGCCAUCUGAUUCGCCCAUUCAAACCGUCCAGGACCGCCCCCCACCACCCCUCAGCCAAUCAGAGAGCCAGCUGGGAAGCAAGAGCAGCCACUCAGGGGCGGAUGCAGAUGACGUCUCCAGUGCCAUCUCUACUCUAGAGCGCUCUCUGGGGGCCAGACGAGGAACUAGAGGAAAAAUGAUGAUCCCUAUGGAGCAGCCGAGUAACACACCCGUGGUCAGCGCUGUGGCCCUGGACCCCCAGUUUGACACACAGUUCCCGUCUCUGCUCCAGUCUCCGUCCUGUGGAUUCAACAAGUUCAGUCUGCGGCAGAUGCCCUUCCCCAGCCUGAGCGUGGAGCGGUUCAGUCCAGCAAUGACCUCAGAGCCGUCGGCCAAUCCGCUGCAGCCUCAACAGGCCCCGCCUCCAGAGUCCUCGUUGGUUGCAGCGGUGGGCGUGGUUGUGUCUCCGAUGGGCGUGGCCUCAUCAGAGGAAGGAGGUGGGGCCAGGACCAUCCCCACAGCGUGCGUAAGACCGUCCCACCCCCUGCGGAGCUUCACCUCAGGCUCCGCCCACUGCACGCCACAUGCCGCUGCGGCAACCGUCAACGUGAGCUCGCUGGUGAAGACGGCCUCCCUGGGUUUGGGCGGGAAAGCACGCUCGCCACUUCUGCCCGUAUCAGUGCCCACGGCGCCCGAACUGCAGGAAGAGGGCGGAGCCAAAGGGGACGAGGGCGGAGCUAACGUCUAUGAACAGGACGACCUCUCGGAGCAGAUGGCAAGUCUGGAGGGACUGAUGCAGCAGCUGAACGCCAUCACAGGCUCCGCCUUCUAG
Messenger RNA from Knipowitschia caucasica, 1494 nucleotides. The record is from the annotation of a GenBank genome assembly. Lineage: Eukaryota; Metazoa; Chordata; Actinopteri; Gobiiformes; Gobiidae.